This is a messenger RNA of Amoebophrya sp. A120, 3300 nucleotides long. NCBI's taxonomy places the organism in Eukaryota, Dinophyceae, Syndiniales, Amoebophryaceae. The record is from the annotation of a GenBank genome assembly.
CAUAGAGUUAUGAGUUCUUUCUAAAAUUUUCCCGCUCUGACACAUUAGAUUUACAUUUCUGCAGCGGCAGAAGAGUUUUUUGUUUUCUUGUGGCUCUGCAUUGUUUUCUUGUGGCCACACCCCCAGCUACCAAUGUUGAACCUGGCAGGAGGAAGGUGCUUGCUCACCCUUUUUGUGAACUGGGCGUUUUCGGUAAUAGCUGCUGUCGCUUCUGGCCUUCGCCCAGACGCAUCGUCGCCACACGAAGUAGCGUCCGCCUCUAUGAAUCAUGCGAGUGGUCGCGGUCGGCUGCGUCGCGUGCGCGUCCGCUCGCUGCCACCGGUCCUGCACCUAGACCUCCGACACAUCCAGCACUACGCCGCGACACGCAGCCGCUCGAAAUCCCGAACGCCGAGACUAGAUCUGCGGAAACGCAGCAUGUUGGGCUCGUUGCCGAUGCACUCGGUGUGGGACUAUGGGGAUGAUAACUUUGAAAGAUCCCACCUGCCCGGCAACCGGGCGGAGCGACCGUCGUCUGCGAGUGCGAAUUACUUGGGACGAGCCGGAACCGGCUUACCUGCAACAUUGGCCUUGCUGCCGAAAAGCCGCACACCUUCUCCGCCUGCGCGUCCUUGUCCAGAUGCUAAAGCGAUACCAAUUACUAGUCCAGCUAGAAACGGAGUAAAAACAGAACCACCAGCUUCGUCUUGUGGAGCGUUCACCUCAUUGUCAGUGCCUCCUGCUUCAUCGUCAACCGUUCAAGCGAAGAUCGCCACGUCUUUCUUCGCAGCAGGACCUGACCACAGCGCUACGGGACGAGUGGAGCCAUACCAACCUACUUGUCGACAUCAAGGGGAAGGGUGUGUAAUGUCGCCUUUCAGUUUUGCUUUUGGUUCUGCUCCCCCCGGCAGGCGCAGGUGUGCGAAUGUCGGAUCAGAUAGCGAAGCGACUCCGAGCACAUCCAGUUCCCGCAGUGCGCCGAUCAUGAUGCGAGGGUCAUGUAAUCCGGCUGACACUUUGAAGAUGAUCGCGAAGCAAGAGCAUGUUUUCUAUUCCCCCGAUGCUAAGAUGAUCGCGAAGCAUGAGCACGUUUCACUCUCUUCCCCCGAUGCUAAGAUGACUAUGACACCACGCGAACUUCCUGCACCUGCUCCGGGGCCCCCGCGGCACGACAAGGAUGUGGCUUUCGCAGGAGAUGGACAGGCGCCGCCCUACUUCCAACUUGGCGGGGCGAUAGAGCGUCGGAGGUCUCCGCCUUCUUCAUCCGCCUUCUUCAUCCUUUCUACAUUCGCGAGCCAACCUGAGGCACCUAUCGGAGCGCCGUGUCUAGUAGCAGUGCCGAAGGACUCGCAUCCUCCCUCGACGGGGGAUGGAGGUUCUGUUGAGCAAGCUGCCGCUGCUGCUGAAGCUCGUGAUAACGUAGGUCGAGGCCAUCAUGCAGCCCCAACAACUGCAACUAGUGACAUGUUGCAGCAUGAUCAACAGGAUGACAUCGACGUGGACAUGAUAAGUGCCCGGCUCGCUGCGGAGCUCACGAUACGCGAUGAGGUUUUAGCCGUUGGCGGCUCGAAGGAGGACAGAGGCGUUUCAAAUAAAGCCAAGCGGGGUCCUUGUCGUAGAAAAUGAGAAAUUUUGCAAGCAUGAUAUGCAUAUCUAAGGAUGGGCGCUGCCUUACAUUUUCCCCGCCAUCACAGCGACGCGCUUGAUAUACUGCACAAUGCGUAACAACUGGCGAACUUGAAAUUUUGUUUUGAACGACGACGAGCAGAAGAAUCAAAAUGUAUAGAAACCGAAGGAGCGCGAUAAUUUUGUCGUGUACAAGUAUCGCCACUUCAAAAGAUGAAAACAUAAAGACACGCGCGAGAAGAUUUACGACUACAUGUAUCAUGGUUGAGACAUUUAAAUUUACCAUGUCAGCCAUAGUACCUAGCACUAAAGCUAUAUAAUCUAUUCUAAAAAUUAUCGUAUACCACUGCUGACUUGAUAAAUUGAAACUUCUACUUUAGGUUCAGCGGUAGGUGUUGAUAGCUGGAUGCUGUCACUGACGAUAAACGCGACCUCAAGUAUAAAAGACACAAAGACGAAUAUAUGAUUUUGAUCAUCUCUUUUCAACCCGUUCCUAACUUCUGGGUAAGUAACAUCACAUUUGUUCUGACCGCAGAAUGUCCCCAGUUGUAACAUAGGUACGGAAAAGUCAUUUUCCGUAUUCUGGCUCGGUUUUUUCUGGUAGAAGACUCAAAAGUGCGCCAUCAGACGAGCACAGCAGGCGCAAUCGAAGUGUCAUCGGCUGGUAAUUCAAUCAUCUUGAUCGGUAAUGAGGCCCAGACAGGAGACAAUAAAUUGUCCUAUGUGCUGUAGUGAGGUUAGAGAGGAUCUUUUCGCAUGUCUGUCGUUUUUGAUCAAGUUUUAUCAAGUGAAGCCUUCUCGCUCUUCUUCCCUAUCCAGGACCGACGCACCGAGCUGAAAUUGAGCCAAUACGCGGCACCUGUAUGAUGUGUCACCAAUAUUAUUAUUAACUAUCUAUAGAAUAUCAGAAGUUCCUGUGCCUGAUACAUAGGUUCUACAAUUUUGUGUCAGAAGCUGGGGGUUAUAUCUCGACCGAGUUCGCCCUCGCUGACCUCUGUCAGUCUAGUAGUGCAUGUGGUGUCUCUGUCUCUCGGCUUUUGAUGUUGUUGAUAGUGUUUAUAUGUUUUAGAUCUACUGUGGUAUAUGUACGUUUCAUUGAUUCUUUACGAUGUCGUGUUUCAUGUUGUUAGAUUUAGCAGCAAGUUUUGAGGAACACGAGCAAGAACAAGAUUGAAAACUUGUGCAUGUGCUGGCGCCGUUCGUAGGUUUAGCGAACCCCGCACAAAAAUGAACUGCGCCCGCUGACCUCGGAGUUUUUCUAGUUUGGCAGAUGAAGGCUGGGAGCUUUCACCCAAGUCGAUUCGCCACGGACCGCCCGCAUCCGUCUGCGUCUCGGCCCGAAAUCGGUACGCAAAAGCCGUAAGGAAAGGGGGGCUCUGCUCCGUCCCGGAGAGAAAAAUAGACCUAUAGCACAGCUGGAUAGAAGCCAAACUCGAGUGCGUCGAUGGAUAUAUGUUCUUGCUCUUGGAGUUGGACUAUGUUAGUUUUAGUACUGGUAAUGCUUUCGUGUUUGUGUACUUGUUUCCGUUUUGUAGAUAGAUGAAAGACGAUAUAGUUGUUCGAAGAUUUUUGCCUGCGAAAAAUGUCUCUUCAUUCAUUUUCUGUGGUGCCUGUGAAGUACAACAAUUUUGAUUCACAGCCCCAAUGUUGACAUCGAGAACAAGUCGAUUUCAACAUUUUUUCAAGAAUUCCGGC